Messenger RNA from Caenorhabditis remanei, 474 nucleotides. RefSeq lists its product as uncharacterized. The coding region runs from base 1 to 474 and encodes 157 amino acids. The transcript has a single exon. The record is from RefSeq and is a predicted model, not a curated record. NCBI's taxonomy places the organism in Eukaryota, Metazoa, Nematoda, Chromadorea, Rhabditida, Rhabditidae.
AUGUCGACAACGUCUCUCAUCCUCCUCAUCACCGCCAUCGCCGUCACCCCAAUCUACUCCGCCCAAUCGUCCGGCGCCGUGAAAGUCGGCGACGACUGUGACCUGGGUACCCGUCACCGUAUCGGUAAAGGAAGUUACUACGAGGAAUGCGUCUCGAAAUACGAGACCGCCGGCUGUUUCGCCAGUUGGGAGACCGACGAAUCAGCUCAAUUCGUGAAACACAGUGAGACAAUCGAUCGAAUGUACAAGAACAACGCCGUCGGAUUCCGUUACAAGUGUGAAAUGUCAAAUGGAUACAUCUCGUUCGCCCCGAUUGGUUGUGUGCUCAAUAAGAAGGAUGGGCUCGAAUUGUUGGAAUUGAAUGCGAGUGGACAAUUGGAUAACGGACAGAAUGUCAAGUGUAAGCAGAAUAACGAAGGAGAAUUCAGUUUCGAGUUUGGAUCCGAGGCUGCUGCUGGUGCCAACUCGCAAUGA